Perca fluviatilis (European perch) is the source of this 7773-nucleotide messenger RNA. It is a transcript of the gene alpk3a, whose product is annotated as alpha-kinase 3a. Gene Ontology annotation, cellular component: nucleus. The transcript is spliced from 17 exons. NCBI's taxonomy places the organism in Eukaryota, Metazoa, Chordata, Actinopteri, Perciformes, Percidae. The record is from RefSeq and is a predicted model, not a curated record. Gene Ontology annotation, biological process: cardiac muscle cell development; protein phosphorylation. Gene Ontology annotation, molecular function: protein serine/threonine kinase activity; ATP binding. Bases 427 to 6486 code for a protein of 2019 amino acids.
UGACCAUUAAUUAAAUUAUUUUUAGUUAUGUGAUCUAGUUUGAAUGGUUAGCUUUUACUUCACAUUUAGUUUAGUUUUUAGACUUCUUUCCUAAGUCUUGGAAAAUCUGAUGUGCUCUUGCACCUAUUUGUAGGGCUGCUAUAAAUAGGCCCCUGUUGGCAACACAUGCGUCUCUAUGAUAGGCAGUUACAGAGAUUUUCUUCACAGACUCUGGCUCGAAAGCAACACUGACAACAUCUCAAUGGUUCUGUUACCAUUCUGAAGUGUUACUUAUUUUCUUCUCCAGGGGCUUUUACAUGGAUAACACCAUUUAAUUUGAGCCCUGGACUUUGACAAACUGUGGACGUGAACACGGAGUAGUUUCAUACUGUGGGUGAUACAUUUACCUUUGGAUUUGACAUUUGCUGCGAAUUGCUUUAGUGGACGAUGACUUCCAGAAGGCCAAUGACUCGCUCUUACUCUGCUAAUGGGAGGACAAGCAGCUUCAGUGAAGAGGAGGGCAGCUCUUCCAAUGGCCGCACAGAAAGCCGCAAUCCUUACCUCUCAAAUGUUAGGCCUGAAAACAGCUAUUCAAGGUAUUCUCACUACAGGCCAACGAGGAGCACAUUGUGCAGCGUCAUGGCUCAGCUGACCGAGGAUACACAGCCGUCCUUUGAGACCACCUUGAAAUCAAAGGCAGUGUCGGAAAACUGUAAUGUGAAGUUCAACUGUGUGGUUUCAGGUUACCCAGCUCCAGAACUUAAAUGGUAUAAAGAUGAUAUGGAAAUGGACCGGUAUUGUGGACUUCCAAAAUAUGAAAUUCAUCGUAAUGGAAAAACCCACACCCUCCAUAUUUACAACUGCACAUUGGAUGAUGCAGCCAUCUAUCAGGUCUCAGCCAGCAAUAGCAAAGGGAUUGUCUCCUGUUCGGGAGUUUUGGAGGUUGGCACCAUGAACGAGUUCAAGAUCCACCAGAGGUUCUUUGCCAAGCUGAAGCAGAAAGCAGAUAAGAAGAAGAAAGAUCAGGAGGAGCAGACCAAGAAGGUGGAUAAAGAAAACAUUCAGAAAGAGAAACCGCAGUGUAGCCCAGAACGUCCUCAAAGGAAGCGGCACAUCCCACCACCAGAGGAGAGGCCAGCGGUCAAGGAACCUGAGGCUGUGGAACAACUGGGAGCUGCUGCAGUACCUAAUGGUAUUAGCGCUGAAGUCAAGGAAACAGCCCCUAUGACAUCCAAAGACCUGGAGCAGGAGAUAUCGCCAGUUGAGGAAACUAUGGCCAAAAAGAAAAUAAAGAUCUUAAAUUGUGUAGAUUCUGGGGGUAGCACCAGCGACAGCAGCAAUGGCAGAAGCCAUAUGAUGGGAAAUGGAGGGGAAAACUGUUAUGAUGGAGGAAUUGGUCUGGCACAAUUUCUGGCAGAGACUCUCCAGUCCCAGGCUGCUGAGGAGAAACAGAACUCAUCUCGAGGGGAGAAACCUAAAGAGAUGGAUAUACCUACUGUAAGUGCCAGCAGAGAGAAAGAGAGAGGGCAAGAGGGGAUGCGAGACGUGAAGGAAGAACAAGAAAAAGCACUUGAGGGAGAGUAUGAGAGAGAGAAAAGGAGAGAAGAAGAAUUGGCCAUAGAGAGGGAGAAAGAAAGGGAAAGGCAGAUGGAGAUGUCGCAUACAGUACCCUACACAAAACAUGGUUCCGGAGUCAAACAUCCCAGCAAGGCUCAUAAGGAUCACGACCACCACAACAUCCAGGCUUCCAUCUCCUCUGUGCUCCACACAGUCAAAGACUUCUUCUUUGGUAAGAGCAGGAAGGACUCUCAUGAUCACAUUGAGAACAAGGAGAGAGAGUUUGACCACUCGCCUGCUUCAACGCCGCCAUCAUUUCGGCUGCAACCAGAGCAUAAUCAAGUGUGCAAUCCUCUAACGGAGGACAUUGUGCCUAUGGAAAUAGAUACACUGAAGGAGCUUUCAGAAACUAUUGAUACAGAACAACAGUCAGUGUCACUGAAGCCACAUGAACAUAAGCAUGAAGACAGACACACAGACCUGCCACUAGCUCAUAAAUUGCCACCUGAGAGCAUAGAGGAGUCCACAGGGCAGAGUGUCAAGGCAGCCGAUGCUGUGGAGAAAAUAGAGGUGUCUGUGGGGCCAGAGAGCAACGGUCCAGGUGAAGAAAUGUCAUUGUCUGGGCUUCAAGUUCUCACUGAGGCUGAAGAGGAAGACUCUCAGAUAGCAGCAGUUAUCAAAGAGGUUCCCAUACACCAGCAAGAUUACCUCGUAGUUGCACCACAGUCUAAUCACCAGGCUGCAAGAGAUGAAGCUUUACUCAGGGAAGAAAUAUCUGUCCUGCUACAGACCCACGGCCCUUAUGAAGAGGAAUGUUCCCCCGCAGCCACCCUCACUUGUUUGGAGGAAUGCUGGACUUCCCCUCGCAAUCUUAUCUUAGCGUCAAACAGCCACAGCCUUGGAGAAGCACCCACUGAAACUUUACGAGAAGAGAAGAGUGUUGAUAGGAUGGGCAAAGAGGAGGGCCAUUCUUCCAAUAAGAUAUGUGAGAAAGCUGAAGUGAAAUCAAAGAAACAGCCGUGCUCAGAUAUAAACAGAUCUGAGAAUACUGAAUUAACAACAUGUUCAAUGGAAGAAAGAAUAGAGCCAUGUCAAUCUAAAACGCCAGAUCAGGUGCUUUUGCUUCUGCCUGCUGUGGCAACAUACAGUGUAGAGAGAGAUCAUGUAAAUGAACAUACUGAAUGUACUUCACUGAUUCAGGAAAUGAAUGUAGGAUUUCCGCCCACUGCAAUGGUUGAGAGUUUAGAGAAGGGUGACCUAAAAAUACAGCAAGAAUGCACUCCUUCUACAGUAGAGGAAAGCCGUGAACUCCACAAUGUUAGUUCAAACACAGGUUUUAGAAGCGGUGAAGAGGAAAGCAAAUUGAAAGAGGUAUUGAUUUCUGCUUUAGAUUUAGAAGUUAACCCUUGUAACAAUCUAAAAACACAGAUGAUUUUAGAAGGUGAGAGCACCGAAGCAAGAAAUGAGAGUUUACAGUUUGAGGUGGAGACAGAAAAGAGAAAUCCAGUAAAAGUAGAGGAGUUAGAUGAGUCGAAGAGCCUCUCAGUAACACAAAACAAGAAAGGUAAUGCCUAUGUUUUGGAGGAGCACAGUAAUGUUGCACAUCAAGACAACAGUGAGAGACAGCAGGGUUGGCCCUCUGUGAAUAUCCCACAAAUCCAAAUAUCUACAAUUGAAGACACCCCAGAUAUUAAACCAACUGUUGCAGGUGUAAACCCAAAUGAACAUUUUAUAAUCCCAAAAAUUGAAAUAAUGGAGCCUGAGUUCAAAGAGUGCACUCUCCCUCUAACUAUUUUGGCACUAAACAAGCAAGAAUCAGGGCCUGCUACUUUGCAACAACAUGAUGCAACUCAUGUGUCUGAGGUAAUAAUCCAAGACCAGGGUGUGGCUGAUUCUCCAGGCUUGCAGAAUGAUAACAACCUCUUACCUACAGAGAAAGUAAAGGAAGUUACGCAAUUAGAUGACGAGACAAAAAUUAUCAAGCGGGAGCCGCCACGCAUGAAAAGCAGUGAACAGCUCCCUCAGAUGGACUAUGAUUCAAUUCCUGUUAUAAAUGUUUCAUGCACUGAUGACAAGGAGGAUGAUGUAUUCGUAAACACCCAUAUUUCAGAUACACAGCAGCCUUUUGAAAUUCCACCGGUGCCUUUGUUUGUGGUGCCACCGAUCUCUGUCACUUGUCAUGAAAGUGAUUCUGUACUCAGUCUGCCCACUCAAAGUGAGUUGACAGAAACUGAAACUUCAGCUGCCACACAGAGAGGAACAAAGCAUGAUGCUGACAACACUAUGCCUGGAGAAACUCAAAGUACAAAACAGAACGUAGAAGAAAUGGCAGAAAAGAGUAUAAAAGACAAAACUCCUGCUUUGCUAUUUGAAGCUCUAAUAACAAAGUUUGGUGACAAUGUGCCAUCAUUAAGUAAAACAACAGAUGACAACAUUGUCCCUGAAGUCUUGAAGACAAAAUCCCUUAAAGAGGCCAAGAUAGAGAAUUCUGUGUCUGUUGAGGACCUCCAAAGAAACAGAUCAUCUGUUGAGAGACUUUGCGCUAAACCGCCGGCCCAUCCAUCACUGAGUCCAGCCAGUCUCCGCAAAUUCAUGUCCAAAGCUGCUGCAGACUCCGACGUAGGCCUAAUCGCUGUGGGUGACCGUCAGAAUGAAAAAGCAGACGAAACUCUGAGUGGAAACUCAACACCAACAUCAUCCCUCUCCCGUGAGAGCAGUCCCCGUCUGAAGCGCAGAGACAGUCUGUCGCUGAUACGCUCUGCCACACCUGAGGAGUUGGCCUCCGGAGCUCGUCGCAAAAUCUUCAUCCCAAAAACUAAAGAAGAUGGAGAGGGAGCAGUGGUUGGUGCACUAGAUACUCAAGGCAAGAAGGAGACCCCCUACAUGUCACCCAGUCAGGCUCGCAGAGCAGCAUUACUACAAGCCCCCACGGGACAAAAUACCCCACCAAUGGAGAGGCGCUCUCCGCUGCUAAGCCGCAGAAAGGUCACCUUGGAGGUUCCAAAAGUCACAGAGGAGACUCCCACAGAAGAGCCAGUCAGCACCAAACAAGAGGAGAAACCAGCUGAAAAGGAGCUAAACCCUUUGAAAGUUUUCCCAAAAGCUAAAGACGAUGGAGAGGGAGCAGUGGUUGGUGCGCUAGAUACUCAAGGCAAGAAGGAGACCCCCUACAUGUCACCCAGUCAGGCUCGCAGAGCAGCAUUACUACAAGCCCCCACGGGACAAAAUACCCCACCAAUGGAGAGGCGCUCUCCGCUGCUAAGCCGCAGAAAGGCCACCUUGGAGGUUCCAAAAGUCACAGAGGAGACUCCCACAGAAGAGCCAGUCAGCACCAAACAAGAGGAGAAACCAGCUGAAAAGAAGCUAGACCCUUUGAAAGUUUUCCCAAAAACUAAAGAAGAUGGAGAGGGAGCAGUGGUUGGUGCGCUAGAUACUCAAGGUAAGAAGGAGACCCCCUACAUGUCACCCAGUCAGGCUCGCAGAGCAGCAUUACUACAAGCCCCCACGGGACAAAAUACCCCACCAAUGGAGAGGCGCUCUCCGCUGCUAAGCCGCAGAAAGGCCACCUUGGAGGUUCCAAAAGUCACAGAGGAGACUCCCACAGAAGAGCCAGUCAGCACCAAACAAGAGGAGAAACCAGCUGAAAAGAAGCUAGACCCUUUGAAAGCUCCACAGGUCAUCCGUAAGAUCAGGGGAGAGCCGUUCCCAGAUGCCUCCGGACACCUGAAGCUGUGGUGCCAGUUCUUCAACGUGCUCAGUGACUCCACCAUUAAGUGGUACAGAGAUGAGGAGGAAAUUCUAGAGGUGAAGAGAAGUGGAGGAGAUGAAAGCCAAGUAGCACUGGCUGUGGUUCUAGCAUCCAGCUAUGACUGUGGAGUAUAUGGCUGUACGAUCAAUAACGAAUAUGGGACUGACACCACUGACUUCCUGCUCAGCGUAGACGUUCUGUCUGAGAUACUACUAAAAGAUGAUUUGGAAGUUGGAGAGGAGAUCGAGAUGACCCCGCUGCUGUUCAGUAAAGGCCUGGCCGACUGUGGCAGCUGGGGUGAAAAGUACUUUGGCCGCAUCAUGACAGAGACGGUGCAGCUCGGGGAGGGCUGCGCUCACAAAGCCAGCAGAGUGAAGGUCAUUUACGGCCUGGAUCCCGUCUUUGAGUCUGGAAGCGCCUGCAUCAUCAAAGUUCAAAGCCCCAUCCCUUACGGGACCACACAGGAGAGCAACCUCACAGAGAGAAAUCUACAGAUAACUAAGCAAGAAUGCAAAGUCCAAAACAUGAUUCGAGAAUACUGUAAAAUCUUUUCGGCUGAAGCAAGAGUUAUUGAGAGCUUUGGCUUUUCGCUAGAAGUGAUACCUCAGUAUCUGAUGUACCGGCCUGCAAACUCUGUGCCAUAUGCUACAGUGGAGGCUGAUCUUAAGGGUGUCUUCUUUAAGUACUGUAUGAUGGAUGCUAAAGGCAGGCUGAUUACACGAACCAUGUCGGAGGUGGAGCAGAAAUGCAGCACCUUCCAGCAUUGGAUCCAUCAGUGGACGCAUGGCAAUUUGCUGGUCACUCGGCUGGAGGGUGUUGAAACAAAGAUUACAAAUGUUAGAGUUGUGACCAAGUCAAAAGGAUACCAAGGACUAACAGAACAUGGCUCUCCUGAAGUGUUCGAACAGUUUCUGACACACCAUCAGUGCAACUACUACUGUGGACUUCUUGGCCUGCGCUCACUUAAAACUAUGGAUAGUCUGCAGCAACCCACCAAGAUGAAGGGCUCCAAGAGCCCCCUGCUCAACCGCAAGUUGGGCUCUAACAGCCCACAGCUGCAGCGGAAAGGACACAGCCCUCAGAUGUCUAGAAAGGCUUCUUCUAGCCCAAAGGUGACUAGAAAAGUUCAGGAGACAGAGGACAAUAAAUCAGGUGCCAAACCCAAACCUGCAGAAAUUGUUGAUGUUCUUGAAAUGAGGUAGGAAGAAGCACCUCAACUGUGCCAAGCACAAUUUUAUUGCUUUUAAUGGUUUAGUAUUACCUGUUUCUUUCCAGUUACCAAAACCAGCAAGGUCUUGAAGAGCGAGAUAAUAAGAAAAGGAAUAGUUUGUUGACCUGACUUGUCAUAAAGAAUUACUGUGAACUUCUCAGUCGCCAUUACAAUUACAGUAGGAGACAUCCGUCCUCCAGCUACUGUACUUGAAAGGCUUAUAUUAAAUGCCAAACAGCAAAGCAUGUGUUUUUAACUUUAACGUGUGAAAAGUAAAACUGGGUCACACAGAGUUGACAUAACAUUAUUAAAUAGUUUGAAACACUUGCCUCAGAGUCUUACAGUAUCAGCUCUAUGAGUGGACAAACAACUCUAAGAGCAAUUGUGCUCGAAACGUCACCUAUAGGUGCAAUAAAUAAGUGGAUAUUGGAGCACUGCAGUGUGCGAGCUAUUUAUUUCUGUACUACUGGACAAACACCUUUCUAAGCAAUACCUGUCAACUCAAAAUCAUCAUCAUUGAAAAAUCAACUGUAGGCCUACUUCACACUGUGAAAUAUGCAGUGACGUUUUGCUUUUUCCUUUUAAAUGAAGAGAUGUCAACAUUUUCAUGGUUUGAUUUCAAGAGUUAGGGAGAAUAAAACCACAGCCACAGAGGGGGUUGAGGAAAUGUGUCCAUAUUAAACACUUCAAGUUCAUCUGUGAUGUACAGUAUGUGUGUAGGACAUCAUUUUAGAGACGUUAUAUAUGGCUUGCAUUAGAAAUGCAGCAUUACAGGAAUUACAGAACCAUUUUUAGAUGUUUGUGUGUUUUUGGUUACUAGUUUUUGAGUACUUUGUAUCUGUUGUGUCUGUAAUCAGUCCUCUCCUAGUAUUUCAGAACUAUGCUGGUGAAUGCAAAGCAGUGUGCAGUAAGGGGCUUACCAGUAAAGUCUUUAACUAUGGUAUGCUCAUGCUCAUUGACAUGCAAACACACGAGCGAUGAGGAAAGCUGAUGAAUGAGUACCACACCGUAAUUUGGAUCUGACCUAUGGACUCUGGGUCGAAUAAAAGCACACUGAACAAAAUAACCAAAAGAGCAGACUCAUGACUUUCAGAAGCCUAUUGAUCACUAAGUAAGGCUCCGUGAAUGACAUCUGUAAAGUUGUACAGCAUCUGACAAUCCCCUUUGCUGAACAAGAGAGCUGUGAGUGUUGCUUGUGUACAGUUGGUCAGCAGAAUAAGAAUCAGAAUGAAAAAGUAUUCAGUUAUCUCAUUAGUUUCAACAGGUAUUCAUGAUUAAA